AUGUCGAGAGCGCUCAAGGGGGAGUACGCUUCUUCUGACCACGAUGUUGAGGCCAUGGUCAGAGGUUGUUGUGCCCUAGCACCGCAGUUAUGGCAAGCUCACAUUCCAAAGAUGAUGGCCGAGACCUUUGCAUCUUACGAUGGAUCUACUGACCCAUUGGAGACCCAACGAAAAUCCCUCUACAAUGUGGAUCAAAGCCCUCCUAUCGGAGUCAAGUCUACUAAGGAGAGGGCCAUUGAAGCUCUGCUCUGUGUGAUACAGAUAAUUGUAUAUCCAGACUCUCAAAAGAAAAUGUGCGAUGGUGGCAAUGUUGUCGAACCCAUUUUUGAUGUAAAUACGAUGCCAGUUACUUGCUCUAUCUCAUCAAUCCACAAACAAGAUAAUCAGAACAGAGCCAUCAACCUUAACAAUGCAGAGAGCCUGAUGGAUGUAGAUCAUGCAAAUAAUAUUGAACUGAACUCAGAUACAGUGGAUCUUGUUUCACAUGCAUCACCUAGUGCACAAAAAAGAAAUGUGGAUAUGGCAAACUGGACUGACGGAGCCAAUGGAUCAGUAGACAAGAAAAUUAAAUUGGAUAAUGUAUCGUCCACUGUGGAGUCUAGUUUAAGUGGGAAGGUCAGAGAUGGAAGGUUAUCAUCCAAGGUACACCCUCUAGCAGCUUUACCUGUUCAUGAUUGCACUGACAAUAAGACCAUGGCAGGAAUCUCGAAGAGUAAUGGAAAGUGCACAUUUCCACUAGAUCUAAACGUGGUGGAUGAUGCAGAUAUAGACAUGGUGGAUGAUGCAGCGACUGGAAAUAGCAUAACCGGUCUGUCUGAAGAUUUACCUGAACAGAACACACAAGAUCUUAAGCCAGCACCGGGGGACAACAUAUCUUCUAGAAAGCCCAUGGUUGAAGAAAAGUUGAAUAAAGGAGAUACACAGCCUACUGAUAUGUCAGGCGCGCUCUCCCUCUCCCUCGCAUUUCCAGCAUCAAAGGAUCAAUAG
Messenger RNA from Triticum turgidum subsp. durum (durum wheat), 987 nucleotides. The record is from the annotation of a GenBank genome assembly. Lineage: Eukaryota; Viridiplantae; Streptophyta; Magnoliopsida; Poales; Poaceae.